UCCAUCCUCGGCUGGCGCGCUAAAUUACAAUACUUACACCUGCUCAUCCCUCCGUCAAUUCUCGCCCUGUACACGUGCACAGCAAUGCCAAUUAUACACCCACGAUUUCGUCUCGGUUAUAUGUACUCAAUUGUUAGUUAUUCACUUUGACGUAUAUAGUGCGAGUGCGUCUCUCUGUCCAGUGUAAGCAACGGUUAAACAGCGGUGUGUAUACUUGGAAGUCGGAGAUUUGCGCGAGUCUGCAUAUAGGUGAAAAGGAGAUAAUUGAUCGGUAACGCGAGCGCAACUCGCACUCGUUGGGUAUACCAAAGUACAUACCCGCGGGCUGAUAUAUCGGUUGGUCGGAGGGGGUGUGUGUUGGGCGCUUCUUGUUUUAGCGAGGGUUUAAAGUUGUUUCGCGAUUUUUUGGGAGACAGGAAGAAACAAUAAACAAGAAAAAAUAUUAAAAAGAAGAUAAAACAACAGGCACACGGUGCGAGGGAUAUGUGAUGAAGUCGCCGGUGAUCAAUGACGGUAACGAUCAAGCGAGCGAGAUCAGUGACGUGCCGGCGGAUUUCGAACGGGCUAUCUCUCUCACGGGCCAUGGAAAAUUCAAUUACUUACUGCUGUUGGCGAUCGUGCCGACUUCUUGGGCAGCCGUGUACUCCUCCUCGUCCAUGUCUUACAUACUACCCUCGACGGAAUGCGACCUACAGUUCACGGAUCUGGAAAAGGGCAUGCUCACCUCGAUGCCCUCAGCAGACAACAGGAGAGACGGAAGUGGUGUUUUUUCAAUGAGAAUGGUAAUAAUGUCGCUGGUAUGGGGAUUCAUCAUCGACGCAUUCGGUAGGAGGAAAAUCAUAGUCUACGGGUCUCUCUGUUUUGCCAUCAACACUUUGGCCAGCACUUUCAGCCAGACCUCGUGGCAGCUGAUAAUUUUCAAGUUCAUCGACGGCGUUGUGAUGUCCGGUCCAUACGCGGCGUUGCAGUCCUACUUGGCGGAGGUUCACAGCGAGCACAACAGGUCGCGGAUCUACAUGUGCGUAGGAAUGGUGAUAGCCGUUGGAAACAUAAGCCUACCAUGUCUGGCGUGGCUGGUGAUCCCGCGCAAGUGGCCCCUGUCCGACUGGGUAGAGAUCACCUCGUGGAGGCUCUUCCUGGGCUUCACCUCGCUACCGGGUUUGGCCGCGGGCUUCGCCUUUUACUUCUUCCCGGAGAGCCCGCGCUUCCUCCUGGCCACGCGCCGCCACGACUCCGCCCUCGAGGUGUACAAACAAAUCUACUCCCUCAACACGGGCAAACACCCCGACACCUAUCCCGUCGCCAGCCUCGAGGAGGAGGAUACCAUCAAAAUACAAGGGGUCACGUUCAAGGAGACCCUCAAGGGCUGCUGCAAGCAAAUUCAGCCGAUCUUCAUGCCGCCGAACGUCGUCAAUCUCGUUUUGACCUCCGCCAUCCAGUGCGGCGCGACUUUAGGAUCCAAUACGCUGAGACUGUGGAUGCCGAUGGUCUUUGCCGUGCUCGAGACCUACGAGCAAGCGCACUUGGGCGGUCCCUCCACGACCAUAUGCUACAAAAUCGGCAACGCCGGCUUCGUCAACGGCACUGCGAGUGAGGUCGUGCACUGCUCCAACGUUGUCAACGACACGGUCUAUACAAAUUCAAUAGUCAUAUCGGUAGCAACGGUCAUAGGGUACAUUAUUGCCAGAAGCCUAGUGAAUGCCAUUGGCAAGAGGAUCCUCAUGGGGAUUUGCUUUUUUGGAGCUGGCUGUUGUUGCGGGGCUCUAUACUGGGCCAGGAACUCGAACGAAAUCCUCGCGAUAGCAUCGGUGUUCGUCGCGCUGACUAGUAUCGGCGGCACCAUAGUCAAUAAUUUUGUCGUCGACGUAUUUCCGACUACUUUGAGAGCCAUGGCUUUGAGCGGGACAACAAUAAUAGGUCGCAUGGGAGCUUUCGUGGGUAACCUGGUGUUCCCCAUACUCUUCAGUCUGGAUUGUUUGGCGCCAUUCAUAAUGAUAGGCUCCGCCUGCUUGAUGUGUGCUCUGUUGGUUCUGGUCUUACCAAGGAAAACAAAAGGUUGACGCCGUUUCGGGACCGACUGUCCAAACCAAUCUCUUUGGAACGAAAAAAUUUUUGCCGAACGAGCGUGAAAAACGUUAAUCGUGUGCAUUAAUUGCACAUAGUAUUGUACAGGAAACUCGCGAAAACGCUUAAUUAAGUUUAAGAAACGAUCGCCUCUGUCGUACGCAACAAAAGAUUGUGAUAAUCAUUUUUUUUUUUUUUUUUUUUUAUUCAUAAUUUGUGUGUAUGAUUUAAUACUUUAGGUAUCCGUCAUUGUAAAUAACACACAUGUACAGUGCCACUUUGAGUAAUAAUCGUCGGCUCUCGGUAACGCAGUUUAAAACGUGUUCAUAAUUCAUAGCGUAUAUUAUGUAUUUUUUAAUAAACUUUUUAAGUAUUGUUCAUUGUGGCAGUAUUGUUGGGAUAUAUAACACAAACUAGUUUUUUGUAAAUUUAAAAAAAAAAAAAUUCCUAUACACGUAUUCACAAAAGUACAACUGGUGAGAUAAGCGUGAAAAAUCACGACGUCUCGAUUGUAAGCCUUACCGUUAUACCUCUCACCCGUGCCGUUACUAUUUUCGUUUUUGCAACCGCGUAUACACUCAACUUUUACGUAAACACGCGCCGCAAUUUCUCCAGAAAUGACGCAUAAAGCACAGCGUAACGCUCAAUGAUGUAAAAAGGGGAGGGGGGGGGGAAAGAAUCAGACGACUGGCUUUUUCACCCACACCCAAC
This is a messenger RNA of Copidosoma floridanum, 2775 nucleotides long. RefSeq names its product synaptic vesicle glycoprotein 2B. Gene Ontology annotation, molecular function: transmembrane transporter activity. Gene Ontology annotation, cellular component: membrane. Gene Ontology annotation, biological process: transmembrane transport. NCBI's taxonomy places the organism in Eukaryota, Metazoa, Arthropoda, Insecta, Hymenoptera, Encyrtidae. The record is from RefSeq and is a predicted model, not a curated record.